GAGUCUAGAACCUUCCCCUCCCCCUUCCUUAAAUUGCUUAUUAUUUCCCUAACCCUCAAGUAAUCACUACACACUACACACCAUUUUUAGAACUACACAGCUCAACCCAACUUCAAAAGAGAAAUGAAGGGAGUCACGGUGAAAGAAGAAGAAACAAUGGCCUACGCACCUUCUGCUUCCUCUUCAUCCACACCUUCAAACCUCUCUCCGCAACCCAUGGAAGGCUUGCACGAGGUUGGUCCCCCUCCGUUUCUCACCAAAACCUUCGACGUCGUUGAAGACCCAUCCACCGACGACGUCGUUUCAUGGAGCAGAGCGCGCAACAGUUUCGUCGUUUGGGACUCUCACAGGUUCUCCACCACCAUCCUCCCUCGCUACUUCAAGCACAACAAUUUCUCCAGCUUCGUCCGACAACUCAACACCUACGGUUUUAGGAAAGUUGAUCCGGAUAAAUGGGAAUUUGCGAACGAAGGGUUUCUGGCGGGGCAGAGGCACUUGUUGAAGACGAUCAAGAGGAGGAGGCACGUGACACAGACGCAGUCACGUGAGGGAGGGGGUGGGGCUUGUGUUGAAUUGGGGGAGUUUGGGUUGGAAGGUGAGAUUGAUAGGUUGAGGAGAGACAGGACAGUGUUGAUGGCUGAAAUUGUGAGGUUGAGACAGCUACAGCAUAACUCAAGGGAGCAAUUGUUGGGCAUGGAGACUAGGUUGCAAGCCACUGAGAAGAAGCAUCAACAGAUGAUGACUUUUCUAGCUAAAGCACUCAACAAUCAGGCUUUCAUUCAGCAGUUUCUUCACAGGAAUGCACAGAGCAUUGAGUUGCAGGGUGCGAGAAGGAAGAGGAGACUAACUAAUUCCCCCAGUGUGGAGAAUUUGCAGGAAGAUCCUGUAAUAAUUGAAGAAGGGUCGGCUACUAUUGAGUCGCAGAUGGAGUCUUUUUUCUCUGCUGCUUGUGAUGAUGAAUCCAGCACUGAAAUAAAGGAUUCAAUGUUGAGUACAGUUCCAACUGCAGGUGGGAGCAAUUUCGGGGAGGUGAGUGAUGCUAUUUGGGAGGACUUGCUGAACCAGGAUUUGGUUGCCGGGGAUCCCGAGGAUGAAGUUGUGAUGGAUGACUUUUCACAAAUUGAUGUGCCUGUGGAGGAUUUGGUAACCAAGACUGAUGAUGAAUGGAAUGAGGAUUUGCAGAACCUUGUGGAUCAUAUGGGUUAUCUUGGGUCCAAACCCUAGUGGACGUGAGGAAUUCUUGUUAUUAUUAUCUGGGGGCUCAGAUGAACUUCCCCCUUUGCACUAUUGUGCUGGGAAGGUGGUGGUUGUUGCAGAAGAGGCCAGCUGAUAUUGCUCUUUAUCUGUAUCCUUUGUAAAAAGACAUGUUUUGUGAAUAGCUGAGUAUUCUUGUGCCAAUGAUGAUAAUGCUAUUUUUACUCUGUUGCCUUGUUAAUAACUACAUUAUACGUUUUUGCAGGCCAGAUUAAAAGGCGAUGAUCAAGGGGGUGAAUGGGUGAUUGACUGAGAAAAGAAUUAGUAUUAUUCUAUCGAUGAUCUGCUAGAUUGUCAAAUUUUCAGUGUUGAGGGUGAAGUGAUAAGAAUAAUAUCAUUUGGCUCCUGUACAGUGCCCGUUUCCUUAGUAAUACGUCAUUGACAAUUCUUUGCGUAUCUGUCAUCACAUCUGGUUCAUUAUAAAUUUAAUACAAGAGAUAAGCAUUUGUCUUCAUGUUUAGACUUUUGUUCUGAUAAAUUCCUUUUGUAACAAUGAUCUGUUGCUCUGCAUAUGUAAUUUAAAAUCACUCAUCUGCUGUAUUUGGCUGAGAUUAUGUAAGUUUUAGUUCUUCAUAUUUAUGUUGAGCUUGUAUUUUUGUGGUUAAGAUUUUGUUAA
Messenger RNA from Cajanus cajan (pigeon pea), 1870 nucleotides. RefSeq names its product heat shock transcription factor A2 (gene HSFA2). Lineage: Eukaryota; Viridiplantae; Streptophyta; Magnoliopsida; Fabales; Fabaceae. The record is from RefSeq and is a predicted model, not a curated record. Gene Ontology annotation, biological process: cellular response to heat; regulation of transcription by RNA polymerase II. Gene Ontology annotation, cellular component: nucleus. Gene Ontology annotation, molecular function: DNA-binding transcription factor activity; RNA polymerase II cis-regulatory region sequence-specific DNA binding.